CGAAAGCGGAAAGAAAAACGAAAGCAGCAAGAAAGCGAAGAAAAGCAGCGAAGCGGAGAAGCGAAGAAACGAAGAAGAGAGAAUCAGCGGAGAGAAGAAGAUCAAGUGAAGAAGAAGAUCGAAGCGGAGAGAGAUCGAAAGCGGAGAGAGAGAUCAAUGGAGAAGAAGAUCGAAAUGCGAGAAGAGAAGAAGAUCGAAAGUGGAGAAGAGAGAAGAAAUAACGAAGUGGAGAAAUAA
Oncorhynchus masou masou (cherry salmon) is the source of this 237-nucleotide messenger RNA. RefSeq lists its product as uncharacterized. The annotation marks the transcript as partial. The transcript is spliced from 2 exons. Lineage: Eukaryota; Metazoa; Chordata; Actinopteri; Salmoniformes; Salmonidae. The record is from RefSeq and is a predicted model, not a curated record.